Messenger RNA from Harpegnathos saltator (Jerdon's jumping ant), 2903 nucleotides. Its product is annotated as scavenger receptor class B member 1. The transcript is spliced from 8 exons. The coding region runs from base 427 to 2184 and encodes 585 amino acids. The record is from RefSeq and is a predicted model, not a curated record. Gene Ontology annotation, molecular function: scavenger receptor activity. Gene Ontology annotation, cellular component: membrane; cytoplasm. Lineage: Eukaryota; Metazoa; Arthropoda; Insecta; Hymenoptera; Formicidae.
AGAGAGAGAGAGAGAGAGAGAGAGAGAGAGAGAGAGAGAGAGAGAAGCUCGUGCUAAAGUUUGACGGACGGAUCGCAGAUACAAGGGUCGACAAAAUUACGUGUCGCAAUCGACGUGCGUGUGAUCGACGGUAGCCUUGCCGAAAAUUACAUACUAUAUCAACAACAGCAUUAUUAUCGGCUAGACGCGCGUUAACGUCGGCCGAUUUCUUGCCGCGCCCUGCAACGAUUGACUGUAAGGACUCGGCUUCCUCCUCGUCUUCAGAGCCGCGGCAACGUGCUCUCGUCGUGUCUGUACGGGCUGCAGUCGAUCAACGAGUUUGUAAGCGCUGACGCAAGUGGAAAGCGUCGCAUUUUCUUUCUCACUGUCGCGCACGCACGCACGCACACACGCACUGUGAGCCGACGCAAGGUAAACCACGCCAACAUGAAGGACCUGAUGAUCCUGUGGCACUCCCUGUCAGGCCGCAAUUACUCGCGCACGGCUAACGUCAACCCCGACAACUCUGACGACACGGGCGACCAAGAUGAGUCGAAGACGCAACCUCAGAUCAAGAACUUCCGAAGAAAGUCCCCGGUGAUGGUGAAUAGAUUCCUCAACGGCGCUGUACCGGUGAAUGCUGGCUACAGGGAAAAGUGGUCGAGAAAUGUUUUCAUGCUGAUGACUCUGGGCUUGCUUGGCCUUGCGUCCGGUUGCUUCGUGCUGCUAUGCCGACCGUACGAACUCUUGUUCAAGUGGAAAAUAACGUUCGGCGAGGGCGGCGAGAUCUUCGAGGCGUGGCGGAACCCCGAAGUCGAUCUCUACGUGAAGAUUUACCUGUUCAACGUAACAAAUCACGACGAGUACUUGCAAGGUCGGGACAGCAAGCUACGAUUCCAGGAAACUGGACCUUACGUGUACAAAGAAUUGCUGGAGCACACGGAUAUAGUCUUCAACGAUAAUGGCACGUUAACAGCGGUACCACUUCAUCCACUGCAAUACAUGCCGGAAUUGAGCAAUGGCUCAGAACAGGACAUUCUGAUAUUGCCGAACAUAGCAUUGCUCAGCAUUGCAAAUGUCAUGAAAGAUGCAUCGUACGUAACCAGGUGGGGGCUAAACAUGCUGAUCCGGCAAACAGAUUCUCAUCCUCUGGUACGAAUGACUGCGCAUGAAUUCAUGUUCGGCUACAAAUCAACUCUGGUUACCCUUGGCUAUCACAUAAUGCCUUCCUGGAUCAAAUUCGAUAAGCUGGGAUUAAUCGACAGAAUGUACGAUUUCGACGGUGACUACGAAACCAUUUACACGGGAGAGACCGAUAUCCGAAUGACGGGCUUGAUCGAGAAGUACAACGGAGACGUUAACCUACCGCAGUGGACUGGUAAAUGCGCAAAUGUACAUGGCGCGAGCGACGGCACCAAGUUUCAAGGUUUCAUCCAACCGAAUGACACGCUCCUCUUCUUUCGCAAGAGCCUCUGUCGAAGUGCACGGAUGGUACGAGUUGGUGAGAAGACGGUGAAAAGCUUAUAUUCAUAUCAUUACACAUUCAUGGAGAAUGAAUUAGAUAAUGGUGCAGUAAAUCCAGAAAAUAAAUGUUUCUGUCGUCAAGGCACCUGCUUGAAAUCCGGUUUAAUUGACGUGACCGAUUGUUAUUACGGUUUCCCGAUCGCCUUGUCGUACCCGCAUUUCUACAAAGCUGAUCCAUCGAUUUUGGCGUCCCUCGAAGGUCUGGAACCUAAGAAGGAAUUACAUGAGUCCUAUUUCUUCAUUGAACCCACAUCUGGAUUACCCACAUCCCUGGCGUCUCGCUUUCAAAUCAAUAUGGUAUUACAAAAUAUUGAGCAUAUAGCCAGAGUAGAAAAACUUGCCAAUUUCGUGCUCCCACUGUUGUGGUUCGAAAUCGGAAUGUACGGAUUGCCGGAUAGUCUAAACACGCGCUUUUUGUUGUAUCUGAAUGUCCUGCCUACCAUGGAGAUUGUAAUGAUGUACCUGCUUUUCUUCUCCGGCGUGAUGUUCCUCAUUUGGAGCAUUGUGAAAAUUUUGUCUCAUCAGGAAAAGAGAUCGUCGAUAUAUUGGCUGGAAAAGAAAAUGGCGAUAAGAGCACGGACCCAAAACGAUAGACAAGCCGACCUGAAAUCACGAGAAAUGGAUACGUGCAGUUCGCCGCUAGUGUCUAAUGAUUCGAAUCCCAUGCCAAUAAUAGUGUAAUAAUUUAGUGAUAAAGCCGUGAUACCAAACGUAAAUGUGACAAAAAUUCAUGGAUUUUGACGAGCGGAAUCACGGUACGUUAAACGAUCCUGUACAAAAAUGAACAGACUGGAAUCUUCAAAACAUAGUCGAUGUGGAUUUUUACCCACUAAGACUAAACACUAACUAAUAAUAACAUCAAUAUUAUAAUUUACCACUCAGACAGAGAAAAAGACAGAGGAGCAGGAGGGAGAAGAGAACAAUAUAAAUGUAUAAUGAAACUCAUAUUGUACAUAACUGUUGUACACAACAGUUAUAUAGUGAGAAAUUAUAACAUUGAUGUAAUGUUAUUAUUAGUUGAUGUUCACUAGAUAGUAUGUUAUAAUGGCAUUUUCUAUUUACAUUCGACUAUAUUUUGUCAAUAUUGCCAGUAUGAAUAAGAUAUAUAGUAGGAGAUGCAGUAUUGUAUAUUAUAAUAGUAUAUUACAACAUAGCCACACAUUAUAUUGCUACAUAUUUCUUUUUCUAAAAAAGAUAUUCAGGAAAGUUACGAGAGAUUUGAUCGAUCUUUAAACAAAUUCUUUUUCAAUUUAGCUUGACGUUAAACUCUAUAAUAAGGAAAUUAAUAAAAAUUAAGUAAAUUUUUCCUCUAAUGAAGAACUUUAUUGAUUUAUUAUACUCAGACUGAUGCUUAUAAAUCAGUAAUGAUAGAGUCAACUAUUAUGUCGGAAAUAGUAAAA